GAAGGGAUGAUGGUGUGAUGGGAGAGUGAAGGGAUUUGCGUGGUUCCGUGCGCGAUGGAGAUGUUGGGAAUGGACGGAAUCGCGCGAGAGGGCUUUUCAUUCGCCACAUGCGCAAGAUGUGGCUGAAAUCCGCGACCUCCGUGGUCUGCCUUCCACCGUUGUGUUAAUUCAUCCUCACAUCGGAGAACAGCUGCUGCUACUUGUCUUCGUCGUUGUCCUUCAUUCGUGGGGAAGAUUGUACCAGUGUCGGGGUUUGUGUUCAUGUCCGGAUUUGUAACUACGUUUGUGUAGAGUAGAUUUUGUUUUUUUUGGGUUGCGAGAUUGUCAUUUCUUCUGCAUCCAUGGCGGCCACUGCUUUCGUCGCUUCUACUGCUGUCCCUCAAGCAGUUCUGAAGCCUUGUAACGAGUACCCAUCUGUUUCGGCUACGUCGGGUCCGUCUCAAGCUCGUCCGCUUGGGUCGAGAAUUGGGUCUGAGUGGCCCAGCAGGGAGCUUUCAGGAUUGCGGCGAAUGAGGCCGUCGUCCACGUCGUCUUGGGAUGGGGUAAUAGCGGAUUCGCGGAGGGCUGAUGGGUUCGCAGUUGCAGCUUCUUCGACGUCGACGUCACCUGCUGCCGAGGCUGCUGAGAAGCAGAUGGAAGCAGCUGUGAUGGUGCAGGAGUUCUAUGCCGCUAUCAACAGACGUGAGAUCACUUCAAUUGGCGAUCUGUUUGCAGAUAAUUGUGUCUACGAGGACCUCGUGUUUCCGACCCCAUUUACUGGAAGGCAGGCGAUUCUUGACUUUUUUAAAAAAUUCAUGGAUUCUGUGGGCUCUGAGCUAGAAUUCCGAAUAGAUGAUAUAACCACUGGUGAUCCCAAUGCCGCUGGUGUCAUUUGGCAUCUGGAGUGGAGAGGAAAGCCACUUCCAUUCAGCAAGGGUUGUAGCUUCUACCGCUGCGAAGUACUCAAUGGCAAACGACAAUUCGUGUAUGGCAGAGAUGCUGUGGAGCCUGCAAGUAAACCCGGUGAUUUUACACUGGUGGCUUUGAAAGGGCUUGCCGCACUGCUCCGGACGUUCCCAUCACUAGCAGAUAGGUUUUGAGGAUUUCGCAUUAUACUGUAAAACCAUGUGAAAAAACUUGAAUGUAAAGUUGUCCGUAUAGUUUGAUUCUAUUCAGGCUGAUCUCACUUCUCUUCACAUUUGAGACCUGGUGCUCUAGUCACCAAUUCUAGUUGAUGGGUUGAGCUCACUAAACUUGGAGGUCUCAGCAACCAUCUUUCAUAUGAGCUCAUGAAUUUGAGUAUGCUGUUAGGGGUGUGAGUAUACUAGAUUGAACUACAGUGACGUGAACAAAACGUUUAAUAUGUGAGCACAUAUCUGAGAAUUUUACUGUUCUUAAUUUGGUGUUU
Molecule: messenger RNA, 1387 nt
Organism: Physcomitrium patens
Lineage: Eukaryota; Viridiplantae; Streptophyta; Bryopsida; Funariales; Funariaceae
Source: RefSeq, a predicted model, not a curated record